UACCAGCAGGACCUUGGUUGCAAACAAAGUCCACUUGGAACUAAAAAAGAGAGUCCGCUCGACAGCUUGAAGUGUUCGCCCGAAAUCAUGGCUUUGUAUACUCGUGUUUCGGGGUCUGUUGGUAUGAUUACCCUCCAAAACCCUCCUGUUAAUGCACUCAGUGCAGCAGUGAGGCAAGGAAUCGUUGACAUGAUGGACAAAGCUCUCGGUGAUCCAAAGGUGAAGUCUGUGGUCAUAUGUGGGCAGAAUGGAAGAUUCUGUGGAGGCGCCGACAUCAGAGAAUUUAGUGGAAACAUGACUGGGCCUCCGCUGGUCCCCAUGAUCCACAGCAUGGAGUCGGCUGCCAAGCCUGUGGUGGCAGCCAUAGAGGGCAUCGCUUUAGGCGGGGGCCUCGAGUUGGCACUUGGUUGUCACUAUCGCAUCGCACACUCUAAGGCCAGACUGGGGUUGCCAGAGGUGCAGCUGGGUCUUCUGCCGGCUGCGGGGGGAAGCCAGCGUUUGCCAAGGCUCAUCGGUGUCCCAGCUGCCCUAGAGCUCAUCACCACAGGCCGACACGUGACCGCUGCCGAGGCCCUGCAACUUGGAAUAGUGGACGAGGUUACCGAGCAAAACGCCGUGGAUGCAGCUGUGAAGUUCGCCUUGCGCGUUGCAGAUGCAUCACUGGAUGCACGCCGCAUAAGCACUUUCCCGUGCCCACGCCCGCCUGCAACGGACGCUUUCUUUGAGAGAGCUAUGCAGCAGGUGCGUCAGAAUGCCCGUGGAGCCGUGGCGCCGGUUGCGUGCGUCCAGGCGGUACGUGCCGCUGCCACGCUGCCCUACGCUCAGGGGAUGGAGCGUGAGAAGGAGCUGAUGGCCACUCUCUUCACAUCAGGCCAGGCCCGCGCUCAGCAGCACUGCUUCUUUGCUCAGAGAGCCGUGAACAGGUGGAGCAUGCCCAAUGGGGCCCGCUGGGACACGAGCAAGCCCAGGCCGGUCCGCAAAGCUAUGGUGAUUGGUCUUGGCACCAUGGGAAGAGGCAUCACUGUGGCCCUUGCACAGGCAGGGUUGUCUGUGGUCGCCCUGGAGACCACGGAGAAGCAGCUAAUGGAGGCCAAGCAGGCGGUGUCAGGCAUGUUAGAGCGGACAGCUAAGAGACGCGCAGUGGCGCCCGGCUUCGAUAAAGUCCGCUACAGCCGCGACAUGCGUCUUGCGGCAGACGUGGACCUGGUCAUUGAAGCCGUGUUCGAGGACAUGCCCCUGAAGAAGAAGAUCUUUCAGCAGCUGUCCUCCGUUUGUAAACCAGGCACGUUGCUGUGCACCAACACCUCUGGUCUAGAUAUAGACCAGCUGGCGUCUCAAACCCGCAACCCAGAGCUGGUGGUCGGGAUGCACUUUUUCGCUCCGGCCCACGUCAUGAAGCUGCUGGAGGUGGUGUACGGGCCGCGCUCUUCUCCCACCGCUGUGGCCACGGCCAUGCAGCUGGGAAAGCAAAUGGGCAAGGUGAGCGUGGCGGUGGGAAACUGCCGGGGCUUCGUGGGAAACCGCAUGCUGAAGCCCUACCUGGAGCAGGCGUUCUUCUUGUUGGAGGAGGGAGCCACACCUGAGCUGGUAGAUGGAGCUCUGGAGGAGUUUGGGUUCGCCAUGGGCGUGUUCAGGAUGUCUGACCUCUCUGGUCUGGACGUGGCCUGGAGAAUCAGGAAGGCGGAUGAGUUGGCCGUGACCGACGCACCGGCGGGCCAGUCGACGGCGAGAAGCCGCCAAGGCCGCAGGUACAGUCCUCUCGGAGACCUGCUCUGUGAGCAGGGGAGGUUUGGUCAGAAGACCGGCCUCGGCUGGUAUCGGUACGACGAACCAGCGGGGAGAGUAGCCAAGCCUGAUCCUUGGAUUCAAGACUUUUUGGAGCGGUACCGAGCCCAGCAUGCCUUGGUGGCUCGCCGCAUGGACCACCAGGAGGUGCUGGAGCGCUGCCUCUAUUCCCUCAUAAAUGAGGGCUUCCGCAUUCUGGAGGAUGGAAUAGCUGCGGGACCCGAGGACAUCGAUGUGAUCUACGUGCUCGGCUACGGCUGGCCGCGGCACCGCGGAGGCCCCAUGUUCUACGCCGGCAUGGUGGGCCUGGCCCGGGUUCUGGAGCGGCUGGAGCACUUCCACCGGGAACACCCGGACGUACCCGGCCUGCAGCCCUCCAACCUGCUCAGGAAGCUGGUGGCCAGUGGCAGCCCGCCCGUCCACCGGUGGAAGGAGGUCAUCAAGAAACUUCACAGUCAGCUGUAACGCCUGAACGCACUCGUAUGUCUGAUUUAACCAAAUGAUUUAAAACCGGCACUUUUCAACUUAACAUUUUUCAUUUCUGUUGUUGAUACCGCUGCAGCAUGUGCACUGAGGCUCCACUUUAGUGGAUACGCCUGUAUAAUAAAAUGUAUAAGCUAAAACAAUCCACAUCCAAACUUUCUAGACAUCAUAAACUUUAGGUUUGCAUGCCAUGCUGCUCCAGUAUAACUUUAUAAUUGGAGAACCACAGGAAGGAAACACUAAAUCUGCCUAGAAACCUUAAUUGGACAAAAGUUUUCACAAUAUCGUCCACUGCUCUCUACUGAAUGUAUAAUUGUUCCUAAAUUUCAUUUAUGUGCAUGGAUUCAAAUGAAACGGUCGAAAACAGCUACGUACUGCAAUGGUUGUUACAGCUGAAAAAACCCACCCUAGUAUCAUUAAAUCAAACAGGAUGGGCUUUGCAAAGAAUGAAUGUAUCGCAGGACUUUUGUGCUUCAACAACUAAACAUUUAGGCUUUUUUUUUAUCACAAUUAUGCCCUGUUUUCAGUCCUUUCACCUGACCGAUGUUUUUGCAUAACAGUCAGAAUAAUUUCUAUUUUAUUUUGAAAGAGCUUGAUUUAACCAACAAAGGCAUGCUAAGUGUCCAAAGCAAUUUUCAUUUCCUGUAACACCAUGAUCUAAUAAUAAUAUUUUCAUAAAAUAUGAGUAUAAAACGAAAAUUGAAAUGUUCAUUUGGUUGAUUGUUAACUUUUUCUCAGUUUAUAUGUCAUGAUCUAGAGCUUAUAUAAUAAAAUGGAGGUUCUUUGUACGAGAGUGUUAAGCUAAAAACAAAAGUAAAUGUAAAGUUAAUGUGAAAACUUUGCUGUGUUAGUUUGAACUGUAGUGAAAUCCAAAGUUUAACUACAUGUAAAGAUUUUUCUAAUCUCUAGUGAUUACUCCAUAUUUUUACAUUUUUAAUAUAUUUGCAAUCUGAUUGGAUGCUUUAAUAAAUAAUUAUGAUUACUA
Messenger RNA from Cololabis saira (Pacific saury), 3253 nucleotides. RefSeq names its product enoyl-CoA, hydratase/3-hydroxyacyl CoA dehydrogenase (gene ehhadh). Gene Ontology annotation, biological process: fatty acid beta-oxidation. The transcript is spliced from 7 exons. Gene Ontology annotation, molecular function: (3S)-3-hydroxyacyl-CoA dehydrogenase (NAD+) activity; NAD+ binding. The record is from RefSeq and is a predicted model, not a curated record. Bases 88 to 2250 code for a protein of 720 amino acids. Gene Ontology annotation, cellular component: peroxisome. Lineage: Eukaryota; Metazoa; Chordata; Actinopteri; Beloniformes; Belonidae.